Molecule: messenger RNA, 2560 nt
Organism: Chlorocebus sabaeus (green monkey)
Lineage: Eukaryota; Metazoa; Chordata; Mammalia; Primates; Cercopithecidae
Source: RefSeq, a predicted model, not a curated record
UAACAGAGCGAAACUCCAUGUCAAAUAAAUAAAUAAAUAAAUAAAUAAAUAAAUAAAUAAAUGCCCAAACUAUCUCAGCUUCUCCCAUCCCCCAAGUCCAGACCAUCCCUUCUAAGCUGGUCUAUGAGGUCUAGGAGGUCCUGAUGGUCUCCCUUUCUCUCCCUAAUCAGUCUGGGGGCUCCCUGAGAAAUAGCCAGAGGAGCCCCAUCACCCAUCACCAGGACAGGGAGUGGCGCCUCAAAGGGCUGGGAGGGAAUGACUCCACCCAGGGCCUGGCUAGCAGUGGGUGCCCAGGAAUUAUUCUUUCGAGCCAUUGACUGAGUAUACACAAGUGUGGCCCUGAUAGUGAGGCUAUCCUACCCAACCAGGAAGAGGCUUGGGCAAACGUGGAGCACUAAGAGAGGCAAUUUCUUGGCCAAGGUACCCCCAUCCUCUCCAUUGCAUACCCGAUUUGAUGGGGUGUUACAGGCCUUUCCAGGAGGGGCAGAGGUGCUCCUUUACCAGCAACUCCCUCCCUCUCCCUCCAAGGGUGGAUUCCCCAGGCCGCAGCCAGGCAAUGGAAUGUUGUGUGGUUGGUUGCCAGGCAACCAGAGCCUGCUGGUGGCUGCCUUCUGGGAGAGCUGAGCAGGCUUCCACACCACGCUCCACAGAACCCCCAGGGUCUCCUAGGCUUGUGCAAAACUCCAGCUGGUGGAAAGAAAGCUGGGGCAAUUGCCAGAAGGAUGGCGGUGCCCUGGGAGGAAUAUUUCCGACUGGCUUUGCAAGAGAAACUGUCUACGUGUUCCGCACCAGAAUGGCAGCUCUGAAACAGCGCUGGGAACAGCUGGAACAGAAGGAGCGGGAGCUAAAGGGGUCGUUCAUCCGCUUUGACAAGUUUUUGCAGGACUCCGAGGCCCGGCGCAAUCGCGCGCUGCGGAGGGCGGCGGAGGAGCGACACCAGGCGAGCCGCCGGGAGGCGGAGGCGCUGCGUCUGCGGACCCAGCUCGAGGAGCUACGGCAGGAACGCGCGCGGCUGCAGCGCCGGCUUAAGCGCCUGGAGCCCUGCGCGCGCCUGCUGGAGCAAGCUCUGGAGCUGCUGCCCGGGUUCCAAGAGGUCCCGGAACUGGUGGCGCGCUUCGACGGCCUGGCCCAGACACAGGCGGCGCUGAGGCUCAGGGAGCGCGAGCGGCUAGCGGAGCUGGAGGCGGCGCGAUCGCGACUGCAGCAGCUGCGGGACGCCUGGCCGGACGAGGUGCUCGCACAGGGCCAGAGGCGGGCGCAGCUGCAGGAGCGCCUGGAGGCUGCCAGGGAGCGUACGCUGCAGUGGGAAUCCAAGUGGAUGCAGAUUCAGAACACAGCAGCGGAGAAGACUCUGCUCCUGGGACGCAGCAGGAUGGCUGUGCUCAACCUGUUCCAGCUAGUGUGCCAGCAUCAGAGGCAGCCGCCCACCCUGGACGUUGAGGACACGGAGGGACAACUAGAGCAGGUGAAGCUGUUCAUGCAGGACCUCUCUGCCAUGCUGGCUGGCCUGGGUCAGGCUGAGCCUGCGGCCCCUGCCUCCUAGCCCUGACCCAGCCCACUCCCAGCUGCAACCAUGUCCCGGUGGGAGGAAGGCGGACCAACUCCCACCUCCGGCACCUGGCUUGUGCUCUGAGCCUCAAUUUCCUCAUCGCUAAAUGGACACAGCAGCAGAACCUACCCUGGGGAGACCCACAACUCCUCUGCCACAUUAGCUGGGAUUUUAGUACCUGGGUCUCUCCAUUCCAACUCCCCAAGUAGACUGCACUCCUGGCCCACCAGCAGUGCUCAAUAAAGAUUUAUUAUAUUAAAAAUUCCAUCGCCAAACCCUGAGGCACUCAGGGCUCUGACUGGUGCAGCCAUGACCUCUGAACCCAGAACACAUGGAAGCAGCAGCAGCUGAGUUGCCAACUCAGGUCUUGGCCUGCCUGGCUUUGCUGCCGAACUCCUACACACCCUUCAAGGCCCUGCUCAAAUGUCUCUGUCUUCGGCUGACGCAGCUGCUGCCCUUCCGUGGCCAUACAGUGCUCCUUUUCACGGAUGAUGGCUCCUGCAGGGAGUGCCCCCUGUGCCCAGCACUGGGCCAGGCACACAGUGGUGCACAGGAACGUCUGCCGAUGCCCACCCUAAGGCCAAUCAAGGAGCCACGGAGCUGGGUCCCGGUCCUCACAUCCUCUUCCGCAUCUUGCCCUUCUUGGAGCGGGCGACCCGGCCGAAGGCGCCCUGCUGCAGCUCCUGGACGCGGCGGCGGUUGCGGGCAGAGAGCUGCUUGAGGCCACCACGCUGCAGGAAGCGCAGCUUCUGGGCCCGGCGCCGCUGCUUCAGGAUCUGCUGCUUGGUCUUGAGUUCCGGGCGGACGCAGCCUGCAGGGGUGCCUGGGGCGUGGGGCCGGGAUGCACCUGCUGGGACAGGGAUUCAGGGAGCUCAGCUGUUGGAAUCACUCCCAAGAUCCCCUCCUCCCAGGAGCUCGCAGACUCCUUCCCUGUCCCUCCUCCUGUUCUGUGCUUAUUGCUGUGGCCCAGUGUCUGUACACAGUAGGUGGCUAAUAAAGCUUUAGGCAGCC